AUGGAGAAUCCAACCAUCACAUGCGCCUUCCCAACCCAUCAUGAGGUCUCAGACCCAGAACCCAAUGCUAUCCUGAUAAGCAAGCGGGGAGAUGGCAUCACGACGAUCGCCAUCAACCGCCCAGAAAAACGAAAUGCCAUAAGCAUCCCAACAGCCAAGAAGCUUCACGCAGCAUUCCUCGACUUUGAAUCCGACACAUCUCAGAAGGUCUGUGUAUUUUACGGCACCGGAGGGACGUUUUCAGCCGGUUUCGAUCUAACACAGUUGGAGACUUGGGACCGGCCCACAUCAGACACUGCCCGACAUUCCAGCAUCACCCGAACAUACUUUGAGCCAGUCCGCGGCGAAAACAUUGGUCCGCUCGGCCCAACUCGUAUGCAUGUUCGAAAACCAGUUAUAUGUGCAGUCUCUGGCUAUGCUGUUGCUGGUGGACUUGAGUUGAGUCUUCUUGCGGAUAUGAGGGUGGUGGAGGAGGACGCUGUAUUUGCGGUCUCCAGUCGGAGACUUGGAGUCCCGCUGCUGGACGGCGGGACUGUAAGACUGCCGCAGAUCCUGGGUCUAGGGCGAGCCUUGGAUGUGAUAUUAACGGGAAGACCUGUGAAAGCAAAGGAAGCUCUGGAGCUGGGGUUGGCGAGUAGGGUGGUGCGGAAGGGCCACGCGCUGGAAGAAACAAUGAAGCUUGCCCAAACACUGAUGGCUUUCCCGCAAGAGUGCCUGAAUGUUGACCGACAUUCGUGCUAUUACAGCGCAUACAGUGCACAUUCACUCGAAGACGCAUUGUCUCAGGAGUUUGAGGCAGGUUCUAGAGUUAGUGAUCUCGCCAUCGAAGCAGGGCUCGGAUUUGUUCAGAAAUCGCGGAGGCAGUCGAAGCUUUGA
This is a messenger RNA of Paracoccidioides brasiliensis Pb18, 876 nucleotides long. RefSeq lists its product as uncharacterized. The coding region runs from base 1 to 876 and encodes 291 amino acids. The transcript has a single exon. The record is from RefSeq and is a predicted model, not a curated record.